CGAAGUCUGAAAAAUAAAUUUACAAAUGGAAGCACAAAACGUAGAGAUUUCGACAAGACUUACCCCAGAAAUGAAAAACCAGAGAACCAUAGAGUUACUCUACAAAGCGUUACAGCAAGGAGACACCUCGACGGUGACCAAAGUGGUGGCCAGUGACGUGGAAUGGUGGUUCCAUGGACCGCACCAUUGUCAACACAUGAUGAGGCUGCUAACAGGGGAACCACGGAGCCAGGUUUCGUUCAGGUUUGAGCCAAGCAGUGUACAAGUAGUGGUGCCUGGUCAUGACUGCGUGAUUGCAGAAGGGUGGGAGGGUUCACACGUGUACUGGGUUCACGUGUGGAAGUUGAAAGACGGAGUCGUCACGGAGCUAAGAGAGUAUUUCAACACAUGGCUCACUGUUACAGACUACAGUCUUGGAGCAAUAGGAUGGGACAUGGGGCGUUGUACGGUUUGGGAGAGCGUACCAAGGGACCUGGCUCGUGGAUCGUUGCCUAGCUUGCUGUUAGCUAUUUAACUAUAUAUAUAUAUAUGGACUAAAGAGUAAAUUAAGUA
Messenger RNA from Arabidopsis arenosa, 552 nucleotides. NCBI's taxonomy places the organism in Eukaryota, Viridiplantae, Streptophyta, Magnoliopsida, Brassicales, Brassicaceae. The record is from the annotation of a GenBank genome assembly.